UAACACAAAGUCGAGAGUUCUUCUAUAUUAAAUAGAUAUAAACAACACCGUCUAGAGUUCAUUUCAAAGAACAUGCAUAGAAAAUAACGAUGCAAUUUAUUAAGUAUUUAUCUGAUCACAUACAAAAACGACAACAGAUCAUGUCUUGCGGAUAUGCUGUAUUGAUGUAAUUAUUCACAAUUUGUCAUUGACAUAACAGAGCACAGGAAAGGAGAAGAAGAAGCAGAAGUGGGAGAUGGAGAUGAAGGGCAAGGCUGCAUUAGUGACUGGAGGAGGAAAUGGAAUUGGUAGAGCCCUUUGUCUUGCUCUUGCACAGAAAGGAGUGCGUGUAACAGUUCUUGAUUAUUCAGAAAGUUCUGGAAACUUAGUUGGUAUUCUGGAAGAAGAGCAUGCAAAACUCUAUAAAGAGUUUAAAAGGCCUACAGCAAUAUUUGUUAAAUGCGAUGUUACUAAUCGAGGGGACCUUGCAUCUGCUUUUUCAAAGCAUUUGGAGGCUUUUGGAAGGCUUGACAUUUGCAUUAAUAGUGCUGGUGUAGCUAAUACGAUACCUUUUUUCAAAGAUAAAAGCACUGAUGGAAGUGGUCAAUGGAGGCGCGUUAUUGAUAUAAAUCUAACGGCUCUUAUUGACUGUACUCGCCUGGCAAUUCAAAUUAUGGAAGCAGGAGGUCACAAAGGAACAAUUUUGAAUAUUGGAUCUGCAUCAGGGCUUUAUCCAGCUUACAAUAUGUCUACAUAUGCAGCUUCAAAAGGUGGCGUGGUUAUGUUUACAAGGUCACUUGGUAAUUUCAAACGCAAAGGAAUCCGUGUGAAUGUAUUGUGUCCAGAGUUUGUAGAAACUGACAUAGGAAGGAGUGCACCAUCUAAAAUCAUUGAAAUGUCUGGAGGAUAUUUACCCAUGGAUAUGGUUAUAAAGGGUGCUUUUGAACUUAUAGAAGAUGAGACAAAGGCAGGCCAAUGUUUAUGGAUAACAAAACGGCGGGGUAUGGAAUAUUGGCCAACUGCUGAAGAGAAAAAGAAGUACUUAGUAUCUUCCCAAGCAAAGAAUAACAUCUCAAAUAAAACUCAAAUGAAUUUUAAGGUUGUGCCAACAAUUACUGACAAUUUUGAAAAAGUGGUUGUUUUUAAGUUAGACCACAACUUCCGACAAGCUACCAAAAUUGAAAGAGUGCACUUAAAGCUACCUGUUAAACCUGGUCAUGUACUUGUGAAAAAUAUAUAUGCAGGAGUUAAUGCCAGUGAUGUAAAUUACUCAUCAGGGCGUUACUUUGGAAAUGAAAAGGAAGCCGGUUCUCGUCUACCAUUUGAUGCAGGAUUUGAGAGCGUGGGAAUAAUUGCAGCGAUUAGUGAUUCUGUUCAGAAUUUAUAUAUAGGUGCACCUGUUGCAGCCAUGUCAUAUGGUGCAUAUGCUGAAUUCAGUGAGAUUCCUGCAAAACAUGUAAUACCAGUGCCUAGGCCUGAUCCUGAAGUGGUGGCAAUGCUUACAUCAGGCCUUACAGCAUCAAUUGGUUUGGAACAGGCCGGAAAGAUGGGAUCAGGACAAACAGUCCUAGUUACGGCUGCUGCUGGAGGAACUGGACAGUUUGCUGUUCAGUUGGCAAAAAUAGCAGGGAAUAAGGUAGUUGCGACAUGUGGAGGGGAAGAGAAGGAAAAACUUCUUAAAGACUUUGGUGUUGAUAGGGUGAUUGAUUACAGAAAGGAAGAUAUUAAACUGGUUUUGAAAAAGGAGUUUCCUAAGGGUGUUGAUCUUGUAUAUGAAUCUGUUGGAGGAGAAAUGUUUAACACGUGCUUAAAUGCCCUUGCAAUUCAUGGUCACCUCGUUGUAAUUGGCAUGAUCUCUCAGUACCAGGGACAGAGGGGAUGGCAACCAUCUAACUACACUGGACUUUGUGAGAAGCUUCUUGCUAAGAGUCAAUCAGUGGCAGGGUUUUUCCUUAUGCAUUACAGUCAUUUAUGGCGUACACAUUUGGAAAGACUUUACAAUCUCUAUAGUGAUCGAAAACUAAAGGUUGCAUUAGAUCCAAAGCUAUUUCUAGGAGUGAAGUCAAUUGCAGAUGCUGUUGAAUAUCUCCACUCUGGUCAAAGCAUAGGCAAGGUGGUGGUCUGCAUUGAUCCAAGUUUCAGCCAAGUAAUUGCACGGUUGUAAGCAUGGGAAAUUGAACUAUUCUUGCAAAUAUGCAGAAUAAAUUGCAUGUUCACAGCAGUGCCUGCAGUAAUUAUUUUAUUUAUAUCUUUAGCUAAAUGGAGACUGGCAUCAUAUUAAUUGUAUGUAUGACAUAGUCAUUUAAAAAUGACAAUAAUAAGCAUGAUAUGUGACAAGCUCAUUUCCUAAGCAAUAUUGAGUCCCUUGGUGUAACAUAAUCUGGUUGUUAGAUGUUAACGCUCAAGGUAAAAGCUUGUACAAUACGUAGUGAACAUCAUUAUUUUAUUUGCUUGAUCAUAAUGGAAGUGAUAACAAACAUGAUUAAGUAGUAAUGAAAAUUACUUCAAUACUU
Cryptomeria japonica (Japanese cedar) is the source of this 2492-nucleotide messenger RNA. RefSeq lists its product as uncharacterized. The coding region runs from base 236 to 2143 and encodes 635 amino acids. Gene Ontology annotation, cellular component: mitochondrion. The transcript is spliced from 18 exons. NCBI's taxonomy places the organism in Eukaryota, Viridiplantae, Streptophyta, Pinopsida, Cupressales, Cupressaceae. Gene Ontology annotation, molecular function: zinc ion binding; oxidoreductase activity. The record is from RefSeq and is a predicted model, not a curated record.